AGUGCUUGAAUAGAAUAGUCACAACUCGGUAGCGAUGUGAGUCGGACGCGGUCCGCUUGCUGUCUUCGCGCUCUUUCGCGCUGCGGCGGCUUUGCACCGCGAAUUUAGGGCAACCAUAAACCCUCCCUCCCUCUCUAACUGCCGCGUAAUAAGAUCACCUGUCUCGCGCUCACUUAUUUUCACUACCGAUCGUGACAUAAUAUUAAUGCCUGUCAUUGAUGUAAUCACCCAAUGUUUACAUUGUGAUUGUGUUUGUAAUGAAAAAUCUUUGAGUGUUGGUGCAUCGCAGUUCACACGAUUCUGCCUCCUGAAGUAGGCCGCGUCGUAUGUAUUGGUAGUAUGGAAACGGAAGAAUUAAUAGCAAGAUAAUAAUGCCGGUAUUAAGGAACGCCGACCAUCCUGCGUCGAAGGCGACGGAUUCUAUUGCGUCGCGAUAUGUGGUUGCUGUACUGGGCUCUUGGGCGGCGGAAGCAGCAACAUAUCCUUUCGAUUUGACAAAAACAAGGUUGCAGAUACAAUCUGAAGUCGCCGCCGCUAAGCAAUCUGGAAUCAAGUUAGAGAACCAUGGAAUGAUAAAAACUGCGGUGGGAAUAGCGAAGCAGGAAGGCGUGUUAAAGUUAUGGAGCGGGCUGAUGCCAAUGUUCCAGCGACACGCAAUUUACUCCGGUAGCCGAUUGAUUUUCUAUGAACACUUUCGAAGUUAUCUCAAAGACGAAAAUGGAAAAGUUUCCUUGGGAGCUGCCUCUGUGGGCGGGCUGGCUGCGGGUUCCCUCGCGCAGCUGAUUGCGUCGCCAACAGACCUGGUGAAGGUCCAGAUGCAAGCUGAGGGUAGGAGGUUGCUGCAAGGGAAGCCGCCCAGGUUCUCCAACUGUAGGCAGGUGUAUGUAAUGCUGUAUGCGGAGGGCGGCAUCAAGGGGUUUUGGAGAGGUGCCGUGCCAAACGUGCAAAGAGCAGCGCUAGUCAACAUGGGUGACCUGGCGGCGUAUGACUUCACAAAGCAGUUCCUUAUCCGGGAGUUCGGGAUGGCCGACAACGCUAUAGUGCACGGCGCGGCUGCGUUUACAGCUGGUUUUGUGGCUGCUGUUAUGGGAACUCCAGCCGACGUGAUGAAGACGAGGCUUAUGAACCAACCUGUGGGCCCGGAUGGCAGGGGUACGCUCUACCGCGGAAUGAUCGAUUGUUUACAGCAGUCGGUCCGGAACGAGGGCAUACUGUCCCUUUACAAAGGGUUCUUGCCUCUGUGGAUGCGACUGGGCCCUUGGGCGCUUAUAAACUGGAUCGCUUUUGAAAACAUCAUGCUGGCUAUUGGAGGACACACGUUUUAGAGCUUUCAAUUGAUUUUUUAUAUGUUGUUAUUGUUAAACCGGCUAUCAGAUAGAAUGAUUUGUAGUUUGUUUGAUAUUUUACAAUAGAUUGUGAUAUUUUUUCAUAAGUUACUUUUACAAAGAAUUGAAGUUGAAACCUUUAAAUACAAAUUCACUCAUACUGCAAAAUAUAUUAAUAUGUUAAAUGUCAUUAUUUUAUAUUUUGCAAAAAAAUACGCUAUGCAUUUUAUGAUCAUAUUAAUCAGAUAAGAAUUAAGCAAUUUUAGUUUCUACUAACACUUUUCUUCAACUAUUACAGUAAACAGUAAUGCAAUUGUUCUCUCAAUACAACCACGAAUUGAAACCAUGAAUAAUUUAAUUGGUUAAAUAUAUAGGCAGUCUUUAUACAAAUGCGUACGACUUAGUAAAAUAGUUUUAGUAGUCUUCUAUUGUCGCUUUUUAAUACCGAAUAGGUACAUACCGAUAUACAAAUGUGAUUAACAAUUAAAUUCCUCAAUAUUUAUCAUAUUACAUACUUCUCACAUUGCAAUAAUUUUAACUGUGAUUCAGUAAUUGUAAAUGCGUAUAAAAUAUACUUCUAAAUGUACAAUAAAUUUGCGUUAAGUGACGUAACCGAUUCCAUACGCUAACGCUAUUGCGAAUAAUUAUAAAUUCAUAUAAUGACGAACCUUAGCUACGCUCCGCUGUGACUAUGAUAUUAAUUUUAAUUGGAGCGAGUCUCGCAAAUUGCGUUUCCGUGGGAAAAGGGGAUUAUUUGAAUAAAAAAAUAAUACAAAAAUGCAACGGCAGAUACAAAUUUUUUAUACAUAGCUAUGUGGUAAGAAUAAAUGUUUGUUACUUAUUUGUUGAAACUGGAAUGUUGAUAUGCGUUUAGUGCAAAUGAUACGCAGAAUUCGCUUUAAAUAUUUAUAAAUAGUUAUUUAGUCAUAGUUGUUAUUGUGUGUUGUUGGGCAAGUAGUACCUAUUUAUUGUGAUAAUAAAUAUAUUUAUU
Zerene cesonia (dogface butterfly) is the source of this 2316-nucleotide messenger RNA. It is a transcript of the gene Ucp4A, whose product is annotated as mitochondrial uncoupling protein 4. The record is from RefSeq and is a predicted model, not a curated record. The transcript is spliced from 7 exons. Lineage: Eukaryota; Metazoa; Arthropoda; Insecta; Lepidoptera; Pieridae. Gene Ontology annotation, biological process: response to cold. The coding region runs from base 372 to 1325 and encodes 317 amino acids.